CUUCCAACACACAUUUAAACAGUCGGAGAGUUGCAGCCAGUUCGAGUUUCCCAUAGAGUUUGGAUAUUUAGAAGAUUAUCUAGAAAGUUUAGAUGAAAGAAGGAAAUAUAGGAGAUCGAGAAGAAGGAGGAGUGCACAGACGAUGGAACCAGCUAGAAAGAGGAGGAUUUCACAUAUGUGGAAAGAACCACCGAAGAGAGACAUUUAUCCUGGUCCUAGCUGCGUGUCCUGCAACAGUAAUGCAUCAAAGGACCUUUACUUUGAAUUUAAAGGGGAAUUCUUAUCUCCUAAACCGAGAAUCAAGUUACAGAGCCCAGACUUACCUGCUCCUAGCUGUGUGUCAUGCAAGAGUGAUGAAUCAAAGGAUCUUGUCAUUAUCUUUAAACAAAAUUCGUCAACCAUUAAACAGACAUGUGAGCUGAAAAGUUCAGAGAAAGUUUUCCAUCUAGAAUAUACUGAAAGUUUUGUCAGUCUGUGGGAGGAUGGACAGGAGUUGGAAAAUGGGCCUUUUAUUGAGAUCACAAAGCAAUUCCUUGUCAAAGAUGCAGAUGCUUCAUUUUGUCAAAAUAAACUUAAAUCUGCCCUGAAGGACAGGUUUCAGUGUGUUGCUGAAGGGAUUGUUAAGGAAGGAAGCCCACUCCCUCUGAAUAAGUUCUACACAGACCUCUAUGUCACAGAGGCUUGGACUCGGGAGCUAAAUAAAGAACAUGAGCUUAGAUACAUUGAAACCGUUUCCAGGAAACAAGACGGGGAAGAAGUAACAAUAAGAGUGGAGGACCUCUUCAAAGAGCCUAAGCCUUGCAGAACAGUGAUGACCACAGGAGUGGCUGGCAUUGGGAAAACGGUUCUAACACAGAAGUUCACUCUGGACUGGGCUGAAAACACAACAAACCAGAGUAUCCAUUUCAUAUUUCCCUUUACAUUCAGGGAGCUGAAUGUUUUGAAAGGCAAAGCGUUAAGCUUGGUGGAACUUGUUCACUAUUUCUUUACCGAAACCAAGGAAAUCUACAGGUUUGAAGAGUUUCAGGUCAUAUUCAUCUUUGAUGGUCUGGAUGAGUGUCGACUUCCUCUGGACUUCCAGAAUAAUAAGAUCCUGAAUGAUGUUACAGAGUCUGCCUCAUUGGAUGUGCUGCUGACAAACCUCAUCAGAGGGGAACUCCUUCCCUGUGCACAACUUUGGAUCACCACGCGACCCGCAGCAGCCAAUCAGAUCCCUCUUGACUGUAUUGACAUGGUGACAGAAGUCAGAGGGUUUGCUGAACAACAGAAAGAAGAGUACUUUAAUAAAAGAUUCAAAAACCUGGAGUUUGCCAGCAAGAUUAUCUCUCACACCAAGACAUCAAGAAGCCUCGACGUAAUGUGCCAGAUCCCUGUCUUCUGCUGGAUCACAGCUACAGUUCUGGAAGAGGUCUUUAAAACUCAACAGGCUACAGAGCUGCCAAAAACCUUGACUGAGAUGUACAUUUACCACCUUUUGGUCCAAAGAAAGGUUAAGAAAUAUGAUGGGGAAGAUGAAACAGGUGAUCACUGGAGUCCAAAGAGUAAGACGAUGUUAGAGUCUCUGGGAAGGUUGGCUUUUGAGCAGCUGCAGAAAGGAAACCUGAUUUUUUAUGAAUCAGAUUUGAGUGAAUGUGGAAUCAGUAUCAAAGAUGCUUCAGAGUAUUCAGGAAUGUUCACGCAGAUUUUCAAAGUAGAGAGAGGAUGGUAUGACGACAAGCUGUUCAGUUUUGUACAUUUGAGUGUUCAGGAGUUUCUUGCUGCUCUUUAUGUUCAUCUGACAUUCACCAACCUUGGUGUCAAUUUGUUCAAAGACAAAAAGCUCUCAAAGUUGUCCACGUUUUUCAAUAAGCCAAAUCUUGCAAGUUUUUACCAAAGUGCUGUGAACGAGACCUUGCAGAGUCCAAAUGGACACCUGGAUUUGUUGCUUCGCUUCCUCCUGGGACUUUCACUGGAGAAAAAUCAGAAACUCUUAAAAGGUCUGAUGACAAAAACAGAAAGAAGCUCACAGACGAAUCAGGAAAUUGUCCAGUACAUCAAACACAAAAUUGAUGAGAAUCUAUCUACAGACAAAAUCAUGAAUCUUUUCCACUGUCUGAACGAACUAAACGACGAUUCUCUUGUGCAAGAGAUCCAGCAGUUCCUGUCUGCAGGACAACUGUCAACAGAUAAGCUGUCUCCUGCUCAGUGGUCGGCUCUGGUUUUCUUUUUAUUGUCUUCUGAAAGGGAACUAGAUGUUUUUGAUCUGAACAUGUUCUCUGUUUCUGAAGAGGUUCUUUUGAGGCUGCUGCCAGUGAUCAAAGCCUCUAAGAAAGUUGUACUGACUUUCUGCGUGCUUUCACAAAGGAGCAUUGAAGCUCUGUCUACAGUUCUCAAGACCAAGUCCUCUCCUUUGACAGUCCUUGAUCUUAGUAACAACAAUCUCCAUGAUUUGGGAAUGAAAGAGAUUGCUGAUGGAUUGAAAAGUCCAAACUGCACAUUGAGAACUCUUAGGCUAAGUGGCUGUUCCCUCUCAAAGCAAAGCGUUGACCACCUACUCCUCAGCUGUAACUCAUUCAUCUGUCUGAGAGAGCUUGACCUGAGCAACAAUAUAUUGCAAGAUUUAACAAUUAAUAAGCUGUCUGAUGGACUGAAGCAUCCACUUUGUCAACUGGAAACUCUCAGACUGAAUAUCUGUUGUCUCUCAGAGAUGAGCUGUGAAGCUUUGUCUGCACUUCUCAGCUCUGAGUCUGCAAGCCUUAAAGAGCUGGACCUUAGCAACAAUAACCUGGGGGAUUCAGGAGUCAAACUGCUAUCAGCUGGACUGGCAAGUUCAUGCUGUAAGCUAGAGACUCUGAGGCUGUCUGGCUGUCUAGUCACAGAAGAAGGCUCUGCUUCUCUGGAAUCUGCUUUAAACUGCAACCCUUCCCACCUGAGAGAACUGGAUCUGAGCUACAAUCAUGCAGGGGACUUUGGAGUAAAAGGUCUAUGUGCAAAUCUUAAGGAUCCACAGUGGAAACUUGAAAACCUCAGAUUAGACCCAGCAGGAGUCAAGUGGUUAAGACCAGGACUCAGGAAAUAUUUCUGUAACCUCACAUUCCACACCAACACAGUAAACCGAAACGUGAAACUGUCAGACAACAACACAGAGGCAUCAUAUGUGGAGGAGCCUCAGGCGUACCCAGAUCACCCAGACAGGUUUGACAAGAACCAUCAGGUGAUGUGUUCAAAUAGUUUGACGGGUCGCUGCUACUGGGAAGUUGAGCUCGUGGGAGGCGUCCACACUUCAGUGAGUUACAAAGGAAUCGUAAGGAGAGGAGAGGGAAAUGAUGGUUGGUUUGGUGGGAAUGACCAAUCCUGGACUUUGUUUUAUGAUGGCAGCUCUUACUCCCUUUGGCACAAUAAGAAAGGAAUAUCCAUCCCUCAUAUGACCGUAUCAUCUCCCUCAUCUCACAGAAUAGCAGUGUAUUUGGACUGGCCAAUGGGAACACUGUCCUUCUACAGAGUGUCCUUGGACACAUUGAUCCACAUCCACACUUUCCACACCACCUUUACUGAACCUCUUUAUCCAGGAUUUGGACUGUGGUCAUGGGUGAAUGCUCCUCUGGAUUCAUCUGUGCGCCUCAUAUCAUUGUAAAUGCAUUCAAGUCCCUCAGCAAACUGGGACAGAGGUACGAACCUGGAAAAUAACAUG
This is a messenger RNA of Cyprinodon variegatus (sheepshead minnow), 3670 nucleotides long. RefSeq names its product NACHT, LRR and PYD domains-containing protein 12-like. Lineage: Eukaryota; Metazoa; Chordata; Actinopteri; Cyprinodontiformes; Cyprinodontidae. The record is from RefSeq and is a predicted model, not a curated record. Bases 143 to 3613 code for a protein of 1156 amino acids. Gene Ontology annotation, molecular function: protein binding. The transcript has 11 exons.